AGCGCCUAUCUCAAGACGCGACACGCACAAGGGUCCGAACCUCUUGUUUUGCCAUGGCCCGAGUGGUUCGCUGGGCGUUGCUGCCUUUGGGCGCCCUGGGCACGUGCCCCGGAUUGCAGUUCGGGACCCCGCCCCAGAACUACGCUGCAGUGCCGGAGCUGCCGACUUACGACUCCGCGCUGAAGACCCUGGACCUCAAGGCGGUGAUCACGGACCUGCAGGCAGCCUUCACCAACUCUCAGGAGUGCUGGCCUGCAGACUUCGGGCAUUAUGGGCCGCUCUUCGUCCGGCUGGCGUGGCAUUGCUCUGGCAGCUACCGCGAGACCGACGGGCACGGGGGCUGCAGCGGGGGCCGCCAGCGCUUCGAGCCCGAACGCAGCUGGGCAGACAACACGAACUUGGACAAGGCCCGCGGGCUGCUGUGGCCCAUCAAGGAGAAGUACGGGGACGGCCUCAGCUGGGGUGACCUCUUUAUCUUGGCUGGCACCACAGCCAUCAAGACCAUGGGCGGCCCAGUGACCGAGUACUGCGCUGGCCGCAUUGACUCCCCAGACGGCACAGAGAGCCUGGACUUGGGGCCCAGCCCAGAGCAGGAGAAGUACGCGCCCUGCGCGGUGAACGGCACCUGCAAGCGCCCUUUGGGGAGCACCACGGUGGGGCUUAUCUACCUGAAUCCGGAAGGUCCCGUGGCGCAGCAGCCGGAUGGGUCCUGGGCUGUAGACCCGGAUCCCGCGAAGAGUGCCAAGGACGUCCGGGACGCCUUUGGUCGCAUGGGCAUGAACGACUCCCAGACCGUGGCUCUCAUUGGCGGCGGCCACACCUUCGGCAAAUGCCACGGCGCCUGCCCCGCGGGGGCGGGACCCUCGCCGAAGGAGGAUGUGACCAACCCUUGGCCUGGCAAAUGCGGCACUGGCAAGGGAACAGAUGCCUUCACCAGCGGCAUGGAAGGGCCCUGGACCACGAAUCCUACAAGCUGGGACAAUGAGUUCUUCAACUUCCUGCUCCAAUUCUCUUGGGAGAAGCUGCAGGGCCCCGGCGGCCACUGGCAGUGGCGCGUGGCCGGCGAACCCAAGGCGGCAGGCCUCAUGAGGCUCACGAGCGAUGUGGCGCUGUUGCACGAUGACUCGUACCUCAGCAUCGUGAAGGACUUUGCUAACAGCCUGCCCGCCUUCGACGCGGCCUUUGACGAGGCCUGGUUCAAGCUGACCACCAGUGGUGGCCGUUGGUCCAGCGAGAAGAAGUGCAUCGCCCUGGACAAAAUCCCGGUCUCCAAUCCAAGGAUGCGGGCGGACGACGCUCUCUUCGCGUGAGUGUCCGCACCAGUUGGACCAGGACUGUCAGCCCUAAACCCGGCAUUUUCGAUUCAGCGCUUGCGCACUUGGUGCCGUGAAGCCCUUGCGUGUUCUGUGUGCUUGGUACAGAUCUGCAUGCGGCCCUUCAUGCACGCAGCACGCAGCAUCCAAAGCAAAAAGUAGUGGAGGUGCGGUUAAACCAACCU
Molecule: messenger RNA, 1498 nt
Organism: Effrenium voratum
Lineage: Eukaryota; Dinophyceae; Suessiales; Symbiodiniaceae
Source: the annotation of a GenBank genome assembly